Molecule: messenger RNA, 2017 nt
Organism: Nomia melanderi (Alkali bee)
Lineage: Eukaryota; Metazoa; Arthropoda; Insecta; Hymenoptera; Halictidae
Gene: nau
Product: myogenic-determination protein nautilus
Biological process (GO): positive regulation of myoblast differentiation; regulation of transcription by RNA polymerase II; muscle organ development
Molecular function (GO): protein dimerization activity; RNA polymerase II cis-regulatory region sequence-specific DNA binding; DNA-binding transcription factor activity, RNA polymerase II-specific
Source: RefSeq, a predicted model, not a curated record
UCUCUCUCUCUCUCUCUCUCUCUCUCUCUCUCUAUCUCUCUCUCACACUCUAACACACACGCGCACAAACAAACACGCACACUCUCUUUCUCUUUCUCCUCUCUGCCUAUUCGACUGUCCGUCCCUCCCUCGUUCUUUCUCUUUCCCUAAUUUCUUUCUUUCUUCUUCGAUACGAUCAUACAACGUUUGGAAGCUGACGCGUUACCGUCUGUCAGCGUCGGUCUCCAUCCGCGUUCUCACGAUUCUCUUGGUUGUUACGAUCGUUGAAAGUUCCGCAACUAGAUUCGAUUUGGUUCGAUUCGAUUCGAUAAGAUACGCUUCGAUUCGAUUCGAUACAAUUCGAUUCAAUUACGUGAUGCGCGCCACAUCGUGCUCGGUAUGAGGAUCUUUCGAAUCGCGAAUCGUGGAACGCGUAUUUUGAAACGGAACAAGCGUACAAAAGAGUUUGAAAGUUGUUCGUUUGAUUCGCUGCGAGAAAGGAAGCUAGCGAGAGGAAACGUUCGAGCGACGCGAGAAGUUUGCUCGUUCGUCCGACCGAUACCGUCGAGAUGACGCUCGUAACGAACGCGGUGUCCUACGCGUGUCAAACCACUGGUAGAACGUCCUACGAGGCUUUUCGACAUCAUCAGUUGCAAAUUCGUCAUCAGCCGAACCACGGCCAUCGUUAUCAGCACCGUUUUCACCAGCAUCGACACCAUCAGCGUUACUACCAUCAUCGGCGCCGCCGAUUAUACGUUUCGGAGGAAAAUCCUGCGAUCGACUACUUGCACCAGUAUUUGUCCGAAAGGAACGUAGACCAGGGAUACAGGAGAAGCGUCGCCGAGACGGUCGGGAAAGUCUCGACGUUGGACUCGACGAAUUUGCUGCGGUGUCGAUACGAACAUCAUUUCAGGUCGCAGUCGUCUUCGUACGCUUUGGAUUCGGACGACGCGUCAUCGGUCGCGUCGGCGGACGCUUCCGUCGAUUUCGAGUCGGUGUCGGUCGAAACGGAGGAAAGCAACGAAACUAACGAACCGAACGAAUCGGCGCGGUCCGAUCGGCCAGGCCAGAAGAGUCGCGAAACCAACGAGAGGAGCGAGAAGAACGAGCAGAACGAGCAGAACGAGCAGAACGAGCAGAACGAGCAGAACGAGAAGAACGAAAAGAACGAAACCGAGCACGUGCCCCAUCCCCACGUUUCAUUGGACGCGGCGACCUCGACCCACGGACCUCGCAGAUGCCUUCUCUGGGCCUGCAAAGCCUGCAAAAAAAAGACCGUCACUGUAGAUCGUAGGAAAGCGGCCACGCUGCGGGAAAGAAGACGCUUGAGGAAGGUGAACGAAGCGUUCGAAGUUUUGAAGAGGAGAACGAGCAACAAUCCGAACCAACGACUGCCCAAAGUGGAGAUUCUGCGAAACGCGAUCGAGUACAUCGAGGGGUUGGAAGCGUUGCUGCAAGCGAACGGAACCCCGGGAACGCAAGAUCGCGGUUUCGCCGAGAAUAUGGACGCAGAUUCACCCCGAUACGUGACGGAACGGCUGCGACAGUUCUCGGACCCUUUGGCAAGGUUUCAGCCCAUUAACGGGUUCGAGCAAGCGGCCGAUCUGCAGCCGAUCCAGCUGACGGGAAGCAGCUUGGACCGCCUAAACAUGAUCGUGCAGAGCAUCAACGAUUCGUCGCGUCCGACCGCCGAAGGACUUCGACAGCACUCUUGCCAGCACUGAGAAUCGAGGAAACGGCGUUCAAAGAUUCGAACGAUUCUUCUCGGACUCUGGACUCACCGCUGGAUUCACCUCUGGAAUCACCGACUGGACAUCAAGUUCCUAGAUUCGUGCUGAAACGAAAUCUUUUCGAUGUUUGAUUCGUGCGAACGCGUUUCGUCCCGUCGUAUUCCGCAGAGUUCCGUGGCCGAAUCGUUUCUUCCGGUUCCUCUAGAGAUCUAGUCCGAUUUUCGAGGGAAGCGUCGCGAGUGGAGUCGCGCGCGCCUUCGCCAAAGAAACCUCCUGUGAACGAGAUAUUUGCAACAAUAAAGCAGAAA